CAUAACGGGCCACUUUUUUCUUUGUAGUUUCUUUUCAAAUUGAGGGUUUGGUUGUUUGCUGCCCUGACAUAAAAGGAAUUCAAGUUUUUUAAAUGUGAUAUCAACUUCUCUGAAAUUGUAUCCGAUCUAAACAGAGUUACAUUAGAAAAUGGAGGUAAAAAUGUGUCCAAGAAAUUAAACUCAAGGGACAGCACGUUUACAGUUAUUGCAGAUUGAUAGAAUGUCAUCUACAGCCCAUCUGAAUCAAAAUCUCAGAGCACUCAGUCAAGAGGGGUACCUGAAAGAGACACUACAUAUUCUGCUCACCACGCACAAACCUCCUGUGGACUCCUCUACAUAUCUAAAUAUAUUACAGGCUUGCAUUGCCAAGAAAAAUAUUUCAGAGGGUAGGCAAAUCCAUUCGCACAUCACUCACAGAGGCUCUACAUUUGCUACACAUCCACUUUUACAAAAUACUCUCAUCAACAUGUAUGACAAGUGCGGAAGUUUGCAAGACGCCCGCAAUGCUUUUCACGACAUGAAUGAUCCAAACGUUUUCUCGUGGAAUCUGAUAAUUGCAGCCUGCCGAAGGCAUGGUUCUCCUAUAGAGGCAUUGACAUUGUUUCACCAAAUGCAACGAACAGCUGUACAACCAGAUAACUUCACCUUCUCCGCUAUACUGCCUGUAUGUGCCAGCCUCCUAUCUCUUAAACACGGUUUAGAGAUUCAUGGAAAGAUCUGUAGACAUGGAUUUCAGUCUGAAAUUAUUGUGACGAAUACGCUGUUAGACAUGUACGCGAAAUGUGGAAGCAUGCAGAAGGCACGCGAAUUGUUUGACAAAAUGCGUAGCCUAGACGUGUUCUCUUGGAAUGCAAUGAUCACUGGAUAUGCACAAAAGGGUGCUGUUGACGAGGCUUUUAGGUUUUUCGAACAAGUGCCUGAGCGAAAUGUGGUCUCCUGGACUGCAAUCAUUGCUGGGUAUGCACAAAAUGGGUUUGUUGAUAAGGCCUGGGAGAUUUUUAAGCAAAUGGAAUUGGCAGGUGUGGAACCUAAUUCGGCAACCUUUUCCAGCAUACUACCCGUUUGUGCGAAAAUGGGAACUCUGCAGGAGGGUAUGGAGAUUCAUUUAAAGAUAGCAGAAAGUGGACUUUUAUCACAUGUUGUUGUUGUGACGGCGCUGAUCGAUAUGUAUGCAAAAUGUGGAAGCAUGCAGAAGGCACACGAACUGUUUGAUGAAAUGCCCCAACGAAAUGUAGUCUCGUGGACUGCUAUGAUUGCUGGAUAUGCACAAAAUGGGCUUGUUGAUAAGUCCUUGGAAAUUUUUAGGCAAAUGAAAUUGGCAGGUGUAAAGCCUGAUUCAUCAACCUAUGUUAGCAUCCUCCCAGCUUGUGCGAAACUUGGAGCUUUGGAAGAGGGUAUAGAGAUCCAUCAAAAAAUAAUUGAAAACAGAUUAAUGUCUGAUGUGGUUGUGACAGCCCUCAUAGACAUGUAUGCCAAAUGUGGCAGCAUACAUAAGGCUCGUGAGUUGUUUGAUAAAAUGUACCAUCCAGAUGUGGCCUCAUGGAAUGCCAUGAUUGCAGGAUAUGCAAUGCAUGGCUAUAGCGAGGAUACCCUCAAACUCUUUGAACUGAUGAGGCACUCUGAAACCAUCCCCAACCACAUAAGCUUUCUGAGUGUUUUAUUUGCGUGCAGCCAUGCAGGACUAGUGGAUGAUGGGUGUGAAUACUUCAGUAGCAUGAGUUGCUCAUAUUCUAUAAUGCCUACAAUGGAUCAUUAUGUAAGCAUGGUUGACCUAAUCGGGCGUGCUGGGUAUCUUGAACAAGCUCUAAACUUUAUUGUCAAAAUUCCAUUAAAACCUGAUGUGGUUGUAUGGAUAUGUUUGCUUGGUGCUUGUAGAUCGCAUAAGAGUGUAGAACUAGGAGAAUUUGUGGCCACACUCCUUUUUAAGUUGAAUCCAAACAGUGCUGCACCUUAUGUUCUUCUGUCAAACAUUUAUGCAGAUGUAGGCAGGUGGGGUGACAUUCAAAAGACAAGAAAAUUGAUGAAAGGUAAAGGAAUUAAAAAGAAACCUGGAUGUAGUUGGAUUGAAGUUCAUAAAUUGGUGCAUGCUUUUUCUGCAGGAGACAGAUCACACCCGCAAACUCAUGAGAUAUAUGCAAAGUUGGAGGAAUUGUCCUUGGAGAUGAAGACAGCAGGUUAUAAUCCCGAUACAAGAUCUAUAUUAAAUGAUAUGGAGGAGGAGGAGAAGGAAUUACUCCUCUGCCACCAUAGCGAGAGGUUGGCAAUAGCAUUUGGGUUGUUGAACACUUCCUCUGGAACAACUAUUAGAGUUGUCAAGAACCUUCGAGUAUGUAGUGAUUGUCACACUGCAACCAAAUUUAUCUCCAAGAUUGUUGGAAGAGAAAUUGUAGUGAGAGACGCAAACCGUUUCCAUCAUUUUAAGCAUGGACAAUGUUCUUGUGGGGAUUAUUGGUGAUGCUUUCGCAAGCAAGCUAUAAACAUAGCGCAUGGAAGGAAUCGGGUUCUAAAAUUUCACUGUUUCUGAAUGUUCAGAUAGAUAAAUCAUGCUUCAGACUCGAUGAGAUGAUACUAUAUAUCAUGCAUCUCUGCUUAGAUAAACUGAUUGGGUAUCUACCCUAUGAUAGAAAUUGUGAUAUUGAGCGAUUUUUCAGCGAGUCUUCACCGCUCUGGACCAAAAAGGUGGAAGUGGCAGAACAAUGGGAAAUGCAAAAAUGAAGAAAUGCUUUAAGAAAAUGGAAAGCUGAUCAUCGACGAAGAGAUGUGAGAGAAGGGCUUACAAUCUAACUAAGCCUGGAAGCGAUGAGGAGAGCAUAUGUUCAUGGUAAUUCAUCCCUACCUUUCUCAUUUUCUGUGAUCUUUUUGUUUGGGCUUGUCGUUAAGUCUGCUGUAUGGGCUUAAAUUAGAAGCGUGAAAAUGGGUAUGUCAAUCUACGUGGAAGGGCUUAAUAAACCAGUUUGAUCUCAUUGCAUGGGCCGCCUGGGCAGAGGAAUCAUAUGAUGGAUUCGGCCAAACCUCAGAAAUUCACAUCGUGUACUUUGUAUAGCAUUAUACAAAUCUAUUCCACAAUAUAUCUUUAAACACCAUAGGUAAAAUUCUAGCAAACCAUCCUUCUGGAGAUGACUUCCAGCAGGUCGAAUUUGGAAGACUGCUUGUGUCUUAUUCGGAAUCAAUGUGUUUCACAAAAAUGGGCAGCCUUCCGAUAAGAGCAUGAGGGCUUGUAACACCCAGUGAAUGUAGAUUUGCACAAUUUUUUGCCCUUUAUUUUCAUGGGAUGGUAACAAAAUUUUCCCAUGAAAUUAGACCAUCUUCUGGUCAGGUUAACUGUUAGAGGCUACCGUUCAACUCUGGUUGCUGGAAUUCCUUCUGAAGAGGGGUGAAAAUCUUCCGGAAGGUUUAUGGUUUUUCCAAAGAUCUCUUUUAUUAUUCGUGUAAAUCUGAAUUUUGACUAGGCAUAUAAUAUAGGUAAGUUUCUUUUGCAACACCUAUAAUGUUUGUAAAUGGAAAAUAAUUAAAACAUCUAAAAGAAUAGUCGCAGACUUGUAAUAUGCAUCCACAUCCCCAUUACUUUGAGAGCUGGUAUGUUUGUGUCACUCGCUCUUUUGACUUUAAAUUUGACUGCAAAAAACCAUUGUCUCAUCACCUUCUUCGAAACCAUUUUCUAUUUUGCUGUGAUAAGCUCUGUUCCUGAAGCCAUGGAGACGUCUCCUUUCAACAAAAGAAUAACUAUCCCAACUCCCAAGGCCAAAUAUCUAGAGUCGAGGGUGAUAACGAAGGAGGUGCUGAAGAAUGUUUUCUACAUGGAUUGUGGUCGAGUUGAGAAAGCCGUACGAGUGGUACUUGGGGAAGAUAUUCUGUAAACUCUUCCCCGAGAUUGGUUUAACCCAAAGGCAAUGCACUUCUUGGGGGUUUGUUCUCUCACUCUGAUCUGCAAAAGAAAUGGGGUUACUUAUAUUUAUGUAGCCAUUAAAAGACCACUCUAUGAACAAGGGGAAGCAAUUUUGGCUCAGGCCAUAACUACACACGAGAUGGAAUUAGGGGUGGUCCUCUGUGAUAAAAUUGUGGAGGUCUUUAGAGCUUGGCUCUGUCUGCCCCAGCAUUUUUCCUACUCUCCCGUUCGUCAUCAGCCUACAAACCAGGAAGUUCAUUCGGGCACAAACAGGUUAGCCCCUCAAGCAAUCAGAAUGUUGCACUCUGCAUUUUUUGGAGGUUAUACAUUUCUCAGGGAAUCCUUUAUAAAAUCUGAUUAUUAUCAUUUUGUGUUUUGCAAUUUUCGCUAUGUAUGUAUGUGUAAUUCAGCCUUAUACAAGGUUUACCAAGCAAAAUCUAUUGGCCUAUCGAUAAAUGUAUUUUGGCCUUCUUCAAAGUAUCACAAGGUGAAUUCAGGAUUACAAUUUCACCUUUUCGCUACCAUUUUGCUUAUAUGGCAAGCUUGUAUGUAAUCUCU
Molecule: messenger RNA, 4444 nt
Organism: Cryptomeria japonica (Japanese cedar)
Lineage: Eukaryota; Viridiplantae; Streptophyta; Pinopsida; Cupressales; Cupressaceae
Product: pentatricopeptide repeat-containing protein At1g08070, chloroplastic
Exons: 1
Coding region: 221-2455 (744 amino acids)
Biological process (GO): RNA modification
Molecular function (GO): protein binding; RNA binding; zinc ion binding
Source: RefSeq, a predicted model, not a curated record